AUGUCAGUCACUUUCAGUAUUAAUAGUGUGAACGCCAUGGCCUCAAGUAGUGAUCAAACACAUGAGUGGCACGUCAUGUCGUAUAAUAUGGAGACAAGAGGUUUAAGAAGUCAUACAAAACGGAGACAAUUGUUGGACACAAGAAGUGAUGCCAAGACUCACAGCAAAAGUCAAGUCACGAGUGAAUCAAAUGAAUGUGAAGUCUAUCGCAAAGACUCUUUCGACCGCUUCGGCGAUGAUUUGUGUCAACACUUACUGUCUUAUUUGGCACUCGAAGACCGGUUCCGCACGGAAUGUGUGUCCAAACAGUGGCAGAGAUUCGUAUUCACGACACAUAAAGACAUGAUAUUUGACACAAGUCUUAGGCGCAGAUCCUAUGAAGUAAUCCUCGCGAAGUGCCAACACGUGACACGAAUUGAAUUCCCCGAUCAGUGGCCGUAUAUUAAUCACUUAAUACUGGACUCAGUUAUCGUGAAUUGCAAUCAUUUGAAUGCACUUCACAUGAGGUCUCACACAGACAUCAGCGUCCAAACGAUGGACACGUUUUUGGCUAAGUUUGCCAAACAGUUGAUAGCGUUUACGUACACCAAUAGCAUAGGCUUAUCGCGAAUGAUCCCAACUCUCGCUAAUAAUAUCAAGUUUUGUCACAAUCUUCGGGAACUAAAGUUGAUUUUCAAUCCAUUCGUAGUGCCAUCGAUGCUAUGCAAUGAUACAAAUGAUGUGUUGUUUAAGAGGUUACGGAGUAUUGGCUUUAAGUUCAGUACACUUCCAGAUGUUAAUAGUUUUGACAUUUUUGUCGAAAUGUACGGAAAAAGUUUGAAAUCAAUUGAUGUCGAGAUUGUUGAGAAUUGUGAUGAGAAGUCGUUGAUUACAUUAAUGACAGGUUUGUCACAAAUGAAGGCAUUGGUUGAGUUGAAAGUCGAGUUCACUGUCCACAAGAAGUCAAUACGAACUAUAUUUAUGAGACAAUUGGCAAAAAUUGGUGUCAAAUGUUGGCGAUUGAAGCGAUUGACUAUGAGUUCACGCAAUCAUCUAAAGGCGCCUGCAUUUCAAGAAUUAAUUCAAAUACUGAACAAACACUUCAAUGGUUUGACUCGUUUGCAAAUCUACGGCUAUUUCCCUCAACACUGUGUUUUGUCCAACGAUUGUCUCAAUCGCUGCAAACGAUUAACUCAUUUGUCAAUCAAUACACACCGCGACCGCCACCGAUACUGUUCACUGGAUAACUCGUUUUUAGUGAAUAUCGCACAGACUUUGCCCCGACUUCGGUGUCUGAGACUAACUCUAUUAUCAUUACGUGAUAUACCGUCGCAAUCGUUGGCAGAGCUUAAGAAUAUUGAGACCAUAAGACUGGAGACCCGAUGGGUUAGCAGUGAACAGUCUGUUCGCAAACUUCGCGAGUUGUGUCCCAAUACUAGCAUUACUGUCGAGAAAGUGAAACGUUUUCACGAUUUCAAUGAUUCCACUGAUGAAGACAGUAGUGAUGAUGAGAUUGAUGUCGUGAUCAUUGAAGACACCAGCGAUGAGUCCAGUGAUGACUCCAGUGAUGAAGGCUUUCUGCUUGACUUUGGCUCUUCAGACACAGACACAGAUGACUGA
This is a messenger RNA of Oppiella nova, 1599 nucleotides long. The record is from the annotation of a GenBank genome assembly. Lineage: Eukaryota; Metazoa; Arthropoda; Arachnida; Sarcoptiformes; Oppiidae.